AUGUGGCUCAAGCCCGAGGAGGUGCUGCUGAAGAACGCUCUGAAGCUCUGGGUGACUCAGAAGAGCAACUGCUACUUCAUCCUGCAGCGGCGCCGCGGGCACGGCGAGGGGGGCGGCCGGCUCACGGGUCGCCUGGUGGGUGCCCUGGACGCGGUGCUGGACUCCAACGCCCGGGUUGCUCCGUUCCGAAUUCUGCUCCAGGUGCCCGGCUCCCAGGUGUAUUCUCCCAUAGCAUGUGGUGAGUUACUGAGCGGAUCGGACGUUUACUGGGCCGUGGCCACGGGUGCCACGUUAGAGGAGAUAGACCAGCACUGGGACUGGCUGGAGCAGAAUCUCCUCCACACCUUGUCUGUCUUUGAUAAUAAAGACGACAUUGCCAGUUUUGUCAAAGGGAAGGUGAAGGCUCUGAUCGCGGAGGAGACGAGCAGCAGGCUGGCCGAGCAGGAGGAGGAGCCUGAGAAGUUCCGCGAGGCCUUGGUGAAGUUCGAGGCCAGGUUCAACUUUCCGGAGGCCGAGAAGCUGAUCACAUAUUACUCAUGCUGCUGCUGGAAGGGCCGGGUGCCCCGCCAAGGCUGGCUGUACCUGAGCAUCAACCACCUCUGCUUCUAUUCCUUCUUCUUGGGCAAGGAGCUUAAACUUGUUGUCCCUUGGGUUGACGUCCAGAGGUUGGAGAGGACAUCCAAUGUCUUUCUGACGGAUACAAUCCGCAUCACCACCCAGAACAAGGAGCGGGACUUCUCCAUGUUUCUGAACCUGGACGAGGUGUUCAAGAUCAUGGAGCAGCUGGCUGACGUGACACUCCGGAGGCUGCUGGACAAUGAGGGCUUCGACCUGGACCCGGGUCUGCAGGAGCCCAGCCAGAUCACCAAGAGGGACCUGGAAGCUAGGGCACAGAACGAGUUCUUCCGGGCCUUCUUCAGGCUGCCAAGGCGGGAGAAGCUGCACGCCGUCCUGGACUGUUCCCUCUGGACCCCGUUCAGCCGCUGUCACACCGCUGGGCAGAUGUUCACCUCCGACAGUUACAUCUGCUUUGCCAGCAAGGAGGCUGGCUGCUGCAAAGUCAUCCUGCCACUCCGAGAGGUUGUGAGCAUCGAGAAAAUGGAGGACACGAGUCUGCUGCCAAACCCCAUCAUCGUCAGCAUCCGGAGCAAGAUGGCCUUCCAGUUCAUUGAGCUCCGAGACCGUGACAGCCUGGUGGAGGGUCUGCUGGCGAGACUGAAGCUGGUGCAUGCCGACCACCCUGUGCACUAUGACACCACCCUGGAUGAGGAGCUGACCUCACCCGUGUUUCAUUCAACAAGCUUGUGCAGUGGCAACCACAGGUUUGGGGGUCUUGAGAUGGUGUCUUCGCAAAAUAGCGAGGAUAGGGAGAAAGAAACAAGCCCACUGAUGCACCCCGAGGCUUUCCGGCAAUCGGGCAGCCAGAGCCCGGACUCGAGAACGUCCAGGGAACAGAUCAAGGUGAGCCUCUGGAACGACCACUUCGCAGAGUACGGCAGGACGGUGUGCAUGUUCCGCACAGAGAAGAUCCGGAAGCUGGUGGCCAUGGGGAUCCCCGAGUCCCUGCGCGGCAGACUCUGGCUUCUUUUCUCAGAUGCCGUCACGGACCUUGCUGCACAUCCUGGUUACUACGGCAACCUGGUGGAGGAGUCCAUGGGAAAGUGUUGCCUGGUGACGGAGGAGAUAGAGCGGGACCUGCACCGCUCCCUGCCGGAGCACCCCGCUUUCCAAAACGAAACGGGCAUUGCGGCCUUGAGGAGAGUCCUGACGGCCUAUGCCCACAGGAACCCCAAGAUCGGGUACUGCCAGUCCAUGAACAUCCUGACCUCUGUUCUGCUGCUGUACGCUAAGGAGGAGGAAGCCUUCUGGCUGCUGGUGGCUGUGUGUGAGCGGAUGCUGCCCGACUACUUCAACCACCGCGUCAUUGGGGCCCAGGUGGACCAAUCCGUCUUCGAGGAGCUCAUCAGGGAGCAGCUCCCUGAGCUGGCGGAGCACAUGCACGACCUCUCGGCCCUGGCGUCCAUCUCCCUGUCCUGGUUCCUCACGCUCUUCCUCAGCAUCAUGCCCCUGGAGAGCGCCGUGAACGUGGUCGACUGCUUCUUCUACGACGGCAUCAAGGCCAUCUUCCAGCUGGGACUGGCUGUGCUGGAGGCCACCGCCGAGGACCUGUGCAGCAGCAAGGAUGACAGCCAGGCCUUGAUGGUCCUCAGCAGGUUUCUGGACCACGUCAAGAACGAGGACAGCCCGGGACCCCCGAUUGGCAGCCACCACGCCUUCUUCUCUGACGACCAGGAGCCGUGUCCCGUGACUGACAUCGCAGACCUGAUCCGGGACUCCUACGAGAAAUUCGGGGACCAGUCUGUGGCUCAGAUCGAGCGCAUGCGCUGCAGGCACAGGAUCCGAGUCCUCCAGGGCCACGAGGACACCACAAAGCAGAACGUGCUCCGAGUCGUUAUCCCAGAAGUCUCCGUCCUCCCUGAAGACCUGGAGGAGCUCUACGAUUUAUUCAAGAGAGAACACAUGAUGAGCUGCUACUGGGAGCAGCCCCGGCCCAUGGCCCCACGCCAUGACCCCAGCAGGCCCUACGCAGAGCAGUACCGCAUAGACGCCCAGCAGUUUGCACGCCUGUUCCAGCUCGUCUCACCAUGGACCUGCGGGGCCCACACGGAAAUCCUCGCGGAAAGGACUUUCAGGCUUCUGGAUGAGAACAUGGAUCACCUUAUCGAAUUCAAAGCCUUUGUGAGCUGCCUCGAUAUUAUGUAUAAUGGAGAAAUGAAUGAGAAAAUUAAACUGUUAUAUCGGCUUCAUAUCCCUCCAGCACUCACUGAAAAUGACCGAGACAGCCAGUCACCACUGAAGAGUCCUCUGUUGUCAACGUCAAGACCCCUGGUUUUCGGCAAGUCCAACGGUGAUACAAUUGAUUAUCAGAAACAGCUGAAGCAGAUGAUUAAAGAUUUGGCAAAAGAGAAAGACAAAACUGAGAAAGAGUUGCCCAAAAUGAGCCAGAGAGAGUUUAUCCAGUUCUGUAAGACUCUGUACAGUAUGUUCCACGAAGACCCGGAAGAGAAUGACCUGUACCAAGCCAUCGCCACAGUAACCACGCUGCUGCUGCAGAUCGGGGAGGUGGGCCAGCGCGGCAGCUCUGGGAGCAGCUCCCAGGAAGGCGGGGAGGAGCUGCAGGCCUCGGCUCCGUCCCCCUCUUCUGAGCAGGACUUGGUGUUUGCGGACAGUGACGCAGGGCAGAGUCCUCAGGAGCCCCAGGCAUUUCCUGAGGAGGCACAAGGGGACUGGACCGUCUCCCUUGAACAUAUUUUAGCCUCACUUCUGACUGAACAGUCACUAGUCAACUUUUUUGAAAAGCCACUGGACAUUAAAUCCAAACUUGAAAACGCCAAGCUCAAUCAGUACAGCCUCAAGACUUGUGAAAUGAGCCGCCAGUCACAGCCUGAGCUCAAGCUGAGCAGCCCGUAGGACAGCUGUUGGCUGAGACCCAUCUCCAUACCAAAGCAGAGACCAGGUCCCCGGGUGUGGUGAGCCCAGGAAGCCAGGUUUGUCUAGCUCACCGUGAGACUUUACAAGCUGGGUACACACUGUGUCUGGGGGGGCGGGUCACUGAUGCAACACCCAGCAUUUGUUUAGACACUGUCAGUGCUAGAGCUAGUGUUCUGUUCGCAGCUGGAAGCUAAAAAAGUGAGAGAUGUGUGAUACUAACCAAGUUGAGAGAAGCCCAAGCACUCAUCCUUCACUUGAACUGGAGGGACAGAGUUCACUUUCAAGAUUUGAGAGCCACUGUCUGUGCAAUUGUAUUUGGCUUUUUUUGCACUAAUUUUGUUUCAAUGCUGGUAAUUGAAACCAUGUUAAUGUAUUUGGUUGUAUUCACUUUGUGGUCCUUCCAAAAAAUGUGUACAAACCACGCUUUCAAUGUUGGCCUCCAAGUUUUUUAAAAAACAAAGUUUUGU
Molecule: messenger RNA, 3959 nt
Organism: Budorcas taxicolor (takin)
Lineage: Eukaryota; Metazoa; Chordata; Mammalia; Artiodactyla; Bovidae
Gene: TBC1D8
Product: TBC1 domain family member 8
Exons: 20
Coding region: 1-3471 (1156 amino acids)
Molecular function (GO): calcium ion binding
Source: RefSeq, a predicted model, not a curated record